AGUUAGUUUGGCAGGUUCGAGUCCGUGAAUCCGUCGGGUGGUGGAGUCAUACCACCGCUAGAUAAACAUGAAGCCAUUAUAAAGCAUUUAAAUCGUUUAGCUACAAUCAAACAUUUGUUUUGUUUUUUGUUUUGUUUUGUUUUGUUUUGUUUUGUUUUGUUUGUUUUAAUGUCGGUGUUCGAGUUGUUUUCACACAGCGACAGACAGGAACGGGUCCGGUUUAAAAGGACAGCUUCAAGCUAUAGUGGACGGCUCUGACUGAGCACACGAGUAAACGUAGGAUAAACGCACGUGGGCCAGAUGCUGGCAGGCACCCACACAGUUUGAAGCAGACUCCGUCGCGAGUUCGUGCGUCGUUACAGGAAGAAGCGUUGAAACGGAUGUAUGACAAUGACCUGUGCGGUGAGCGCCACCAGCCACGGUUCGUCUCCUCUCGUCGUCUUUAACUUGACAUUUUAGCGACACAUGAGAGCCAUUAACUGCAGUCACCGCUCUGUUUGGAUUAUUCUGUGCGCCGCGGGACCCCGAGAGCGACUUUAUCUGCGCUGAGAGCACAACUGUUGGAGAAAACAUGGGGACUCAAGGCACAGGACGGAAAAGAUCUACCAAGAAGGAGAGGUCCACGGCAGAGGACGAUGCGCUCAAUCUCAUAGCGAGAGAGGCUGAGGCCAGGCUGGCAGCAAAGAGGGCAGCCAGGGCAGAGGCCAGAGAGAUCCGCAUGAAGGAGCUGGAGAGACAACAGAAAGAGAUCUUUCAGGUGCAGAAGAAGUAUUAUGGCUUGAACACCAAAUUCGAUGACCGUGUGGACAGCAGAUGGGGAGAUAUUGAGCAAUGGAUGGAGGACAGUGAGAGAUACUCACGUUCUUCACAGAUACAUACGCUCUCAGACGACGAUGAGCGGAUGUCAGUUGGAAGCCGGGGGAGUGUCAGGUCGGAUCUUGAUGCGGUCGGGGCUUAUGGUGGAGGGGGCUCCUCACAUAAGAAGUCAAAGAAAAAGAAGAAACAUAAGCACAAAGACAAAGAUAGGAACGGCUACGAUGAUGAGUACAGUGUCAUAUCCAGCAGGAGCUCAAGACUCAGUGAUGAAAGCCGAGUGUCUCACUCCUCCAGGCUAGACCUAACGAACUCUUAUGCCUCCUCUGACUUGUACAGUCUCAAUGGUCUGUCCACCUCCAGAAACUCAGGUUCAGCUUUCAAUGGUUACCAGUUCUGCAGGUCACUCAGUCAGAUCACCCAACAGCUCUAUAAUAGGAGCUCCUUAUAUGAAGACAGUCUCUGCAGCGGAUCACGGCGAGUCAUUGGCUCCAGCUGCCAUCCCUUAGAGUACACUGGUUAUCGCAAUUCCAGCUCCAGAGCCUCCAGCAGGGCCAGUUCAGCCCGUACCAGCCCAGUGGACAACUGCGGCUCUGUUGCCAGUUUUUUGAGGAGUGCGGCCAGUAGCAGCGGCCUCCCCCGGGACCUGGACGAUGUUACUAUUCCUGACUUUUCAGAUGUGAGUCGGUUUGCACCCGCAGGAGCCAGAAGCUGCGAUGUGGAGGACAGAGACUAUCUUGAGAAGGGGUCACGAGCAGCUUCUGCCUUAACUGCAGCAACCCUCACGUCCUUAGGUGGGACGUCCUCCCGGAGAGGAAGUGGAGAGACAGCUUUAACAAUAGACGCCGAGACCUCCAUACGAGAAAUCAAGGAGAUUCAUGAACUCAAGGAUCAAAUUCAAGAUGUGGAAACCAAGUACACGCAGAACCUAAAAGAAGCCAAGGAUGCAUUAGCAGAAGUGGAGGAGAAGUAUCGCAAAGCCAUGGUGUCCAAUGCCCAGCUGGAUAACGAGAAAAACAACUUGAUGUACCAGGUGGACACACUCAAGGACUCACUUAUGGAGCUGGAGGAACUUCUGUCUGAGUCACGCCGAGAAUACGAGGAGAAAGUCAAGGAAUAUGAGCGAGAGAAACAUGCCCACAGUGUCCUUCAGUUCCAGUUCAAUGAAAUGAAAGAGACACUAAAACAGAGUGAAGAGCUGUUAAAUGAGAUCCGUCAGCUGCGUAUGAAACAGGAUGGUUUUGUCAGAGAAAUAUCUGACCUGCAGGAGACAGUGGAGUGGAAGGAUAAAAAAAUUGGGGCCUUAGAGCGACAGAAAGAAUACACAGACGCCAUCCGAACUGAGCGAGAUGAGCUCAGAGAGGAGGUGGUGAAGCUGAAAGACAUUCUGAAGAAACAUGGAAUAGUAUUGGGACCUGAUCUAAAUGUCAAUGGGGACAUUGGCGAAGCAGAAGUUGACGGGUCCCCUGGUGGAGACACCGCCCGCCAACCCGCUCAGGAUUCACAGACCUCCCCAACAGAGGGGAACAGCAUGCUCGGCAACACAGAGGAGACUCAGUUGAGAAGUAGCAGCGAGGAAGAGGUGGAUCCAGAGCAGCAUCAAGAAAUGCUGAAAGAGGAAGACAAAGAGAAUCAACUGAGCUCUGAUACACUGUGUAAUGUUGCCGAUGCAUCCACAGUGGAAACGUCUAGGGAAGAACAACCUGCAGAAGAACGACAAUCAUGUUUAUCCACAGAGAAAGACAGUGUUGGAGAAAGUAGCCUCAGCAAUGACUUACCUGAUGUUAACAAUGGUCCAAUCACAGAAGCUGAAGAUGUAAACGUUUGCAGCGCUGAUCCUCAAGAAAUUGUAACAAAUGCAGAGGAAAAUAUUCCAGAAACAGAAAUGCCUGAGAGUGUAGAUUUAGGAGAGUCAAAUAACCCAGGCUUAGAGGAGACAGAAACCAAAAGCAGCGGUGUUGACGCACGCAGUGAUGACAAGCUUUGUGAAGAGCAAGUAAACAAACAAGACGACGCUGAGGAAGGUAAUUUGGCGAAUCCAGAAUCCAGAAAUGAUGUUGUGAAAGAAGAAAAUGUACCCCAUGAGACCAUCUCAGCAGUACCAAACAUUGAACCUCAACAAGAGCCUGAGAAUGCUGAGGAGGCAGAGAACGAUGAGGCAGAGGAAGCGCCCAGUAAAUCUCAGGGUGCUACUGCUUCAGGGAAAAAGAAGAAGAAGAAGAGGAGAGGCAAAAAGAAAGGUGGGAACCAACAAAAAGAUGGAGCAGGAAAAGGAAACGGAAAAACAGAACAAGAUGUAGAAUCAAGUAAAAAAGAUAAUCAGUCAACAACAGAGCCUAACAUUGACGAUUCUGUCACUGAAACCAUCAAGGAGUCAAAGAUGGGUCAAGUUAAUGAGCAGGACAGGCAAGAAACUGAGGAAGUAGAUGCAGCAAAAGCAGUGGAACCCACUGAUACCUUUCCUCACAAAGAAGAAUCGAGAAUGGCUCAUGUUACAAAUGAGCACACCAAGGACCAAAGUUUGGAGACUGAGACAGCAAAGGAAAUAAAAGUAGUGGCACCAACUGAAACUCUUUCUGACAGUGAAACUCCCAAGGAAAUAAGAGUAGAUUAUGUUACGAAUGAAAAGGACAAAGAACACAGUUUGGAAAGUGAAACAGUAGAAGCAGUGGAGGCAGAGGCAGAGGCACCUACUGAAACUCACAUUGAAACUCUGGAGGAAUUAGGAACAGAACCUACGAAGGAUGAGCGGGACGGAGAACAGAGUUUGGAAACAGAGAGUGUAGGCAAAGUGGAAUCUAUAACAAGUCCUCCAGAGACCAAUCUCAGUACAUCUGACUGUCCUGACACCUCCAACAGUACAGAGAUCACAGAUGGCCUUGAUAAAGAGUGUACCUGCAGUGUAGAUAACUCUGUAAGUGGACACAUCUCAACUAAUGGUGUAGUCAUCCACAGUAAUUCACAAGCUGAUGAUCACAUAGAGGAUGAAGCUGAGUCUGCUGAUGAGGUUAAACCUGAAUGUGCAGCUAAUAACCCAGAAAGCAGCCUUGAAAGAAGCGGUGAGGAGAAAACCGAAGCUGAAUCACACGUUUCAAGCAAUGAUGACGUUGCUGCCGAUGUAUCUGAAUCCACAAACAAUUCUGAGAGAGAGGAUUUCACAGGUGUCUCGCCGCCAUGUACUGACGAGUGCUUCAAAAGCUCGUCUGACUCAGAGCCACCAUCAGAGCCAUCCGUAGCCAGGAGCUCGCUUAGCCAUGACAGUCCCAUCGAGGUUUCGGGUAGAGGUCCGGAGGAGGCAACUGAGACAGUUAAAGAUGAGGAGGAGCCAGGAAAAGAGACUGAGCAAGAAUGUUUUCCUCACAUUGUCAUUUCUCUCUGUCACGAUGGCAGUGAUUCUGAGCUGAAACAGGAUGGACCUCAGGAGGAGGAGCUGAACAGAGACUUGAAGGAACCUGAAGAUUUUGUGGAGUCAGACAGCUCCUCACACCAUGAACAAGGCAACAGUUGUGACGGUGAAUCAUUGGCGAAAAACACUGAUGCAUUAGAUGCUGAAAAGUUGGAGACUGUAGGUCAGGUUGAACUUUUAGAUGACGUAGAAAGUAAGACAUCAGAUGGUGUGCAACAGACUGAUGAAUCAAAUCAACUGUCUUUGGAAACCAGUGAUGUGUUAAAUACACCAGACUCUCCAGAAGAGGCCUCAGAGAUUGGUUCCUCUAUUGAGCAGGACCACAACACUGAAGACUCAGCUGUUUCAGAUGAUCCUGAGCAUAAAAUCAGUCAGAAUAAUCAGGAAAGUGAGACAUCUCUUUGUCCUUUGGCUGAGGAACUGCAUGAAUCCAGCAAAGACAAAUCAGAGGAUAACUCAUGUCAGCCCACCCAGCUGGACAGCAAUGAGGAGGACAGUGAAGAUGAAGAGGGGCAGUCUUUUGAUUUUGAUGACAUGGAUAUUGAGACAGCUGAAGCAACAGAUCCCUCUAAAAAUCAAGAACAGGAAGAAGUUGAGGAGGGAGUUGACGUCAUGUCAGAUGAAAGCAGCAAUGGUAAUACAGAGCCGUGCCAAAGUGAUACUGCCCUAAACGAAGCUACACAGAACAAGCCAAACAAAAGCAGUGACGAGAAGUGUACGGUUGAUGAGGGUAACCAGGUAGAUACUGGAGAUAAAGAGUCAGGUACUGUUCCUAAAGACAACCAAGACACUUUGGCUCAUGAGGAGGCCACAGCAGAUGGGGCGAGGCACAUUAUAGAGGAAGGCAAGGUUUUGGAUGUUGGAGAGGUAGAGUUGGGUGUUGUUGCAGAAAACAUUAACCAGGCAAUGCCUUUACCUGUAGAACAAGGAUUAGAUGCCAUUAAACAAGAGUUACAGAGCGACCAAAUGAGUGCAGACCAAAUGGCUAACAACAAAGAGACACCACAGUCAGGGAAGGAUGCGAAGAAGAACGGCAAGAAAGGCAAAGGCAAGGGCAAAGAGGAAUGUAAGAUGUCUUAGUUCACCAUGGUAGAUGUUAUAGAUUUAUUUGAUGUUCCUUUACUAGUCUUUGCUUAGCUGUUAACAAAGUGGUAAAAUUAAUAUCUGCAAAACCUCAGAGCACUUUGAUUAUUUCCCAAAUGAACAUUGGUGUAAGUAUGUAUAUUACUUGUUAAAAUGUUAAUUGUCCAAAGUCCAAACAUGAGUUUUCAUUGAGGUUAUAUAUGCAAAAAGAAUCAUUUGUGGAGAGAGAAGAAUGUAAACUGCUCAGUAACGGUAGAUUUUAAUAUUGGACAAUACUGCACUUAUAUAUCAGGCAAGAUUUACUUAGUUAUGAAUGCACCUUUAUUAUGCUGCUUGUACUGUGAGGAUAAUAUUGCUCCGCAGCAGCAUCACAGACCGUUUGUCCUGCUCGAUGCCAAUUCUCAUUCCUUCAAGGAACUCAUUCAUGUAUGUUUCACAGGUAUACAAUAAAAAACACAAAUUCUAAUUACUAAUUCUCAUUAAGGCUUCAUCAAACUGGCUUUUUUACGUGUUCUGGCCAUAAUGUUGAAGGUUUAAAAUAAAAAAUGGAAACGAUAUUCUGUUCACAGGAAUUAAUACAACUGUUGUUUGAUCUGAAUAAAGCCAUUUCCAUCUACAUGGACUCUGAAUUCUAAGGCACAUGAAUGUAUGAUAAAUACAUGUUUGUGUUUUGUUGUGUUUAAUGGAAAAGAUGAAUGUGGUUCCUGUACAAUGAAGUGCCAAUAAAUGCCCUGUUGUUACUCAUUUGAAAUGUUGAUCUAAAUGUAUUUUUCUAAUGAAAUUCCUUGAAUGACAUAAUGAAAAGCAGUGUGUCAGCUCUUAGCAAGGAGUAUUGCAACCAUCUUUUUCCAUUCAGCACGUUUAUACUCAGAUGUCCAUAUGGACACGUUGUGUGUUCAUCCAGUGUGAAUGUAGGUCUCCCAGCUGUGUGCUCUUGCAUUGACCCUCCUCUCCACAGCCUGUGCAUGCUAACAUUCCCCCUCACACUCUGCUCCAUCACUCCCUCAUGGAUUCCUGCUCUGUUGCAU
This is a messenger RNA of Toxotes jaculatrix (banded archerfish), 6330 nucleotides long. It is a transcript of the gene lrrfip1a, whose product is annotated as leucine rich repeat (in FLII) interacting protein 1a. Gene Ontology annotation, molecular function: DNA-binding transcription factor activity, RNA polymerase II-specific; RNA polymerase II cis-regulatory region sequence-specific DNA binding. Gene Ontology annotation, biological process: regulation of transcription by RNA polymerase II. Lineage: Eukaryota; Metazoa; Chordata; Actinopteri; Toxotidae. The transcript has 24 exons. Bases 572 to 5299 code for a protein of 1575 amino acids. The record is from RefSeq and is a predicted model, not a curated record.